Messenger RNA from Fusarium oxysporum Fo47, 840 nucleotides. RefSeq lists its product as uncharacterized. Lineage: Eukaryota; Fungi; Ascomycota; Sordariomycetes; Hypocreales; Nectriaceae. The record is from RefSeq and is a predicted model, not a curated record. The transcript is spliced from 2 exons. The coding region runs from base 1 to 840 and encodes 279 amino acids.
AUGACUCCUUUCCGAUGCGCUGCCACCUGGGCAUUUAUCCUCAUGGUCGUCAUGGGCUCUCCCUCGGAAGCUACACCAAUCACAACCGAGGGCGCUGGUGCACACCGUUCUAUCAAUCCUCGAGAUUCUGUGCCUUGGCAAGCUAAACACCGAAUGGAUUCAUCUAAUUUCCAAGACACCUUCGACAAGAUGGUUCAUAACAAGUAUCACCUUACCUAUGUUAGCGGCUAUCCUAUCAACGGCAACCCGCGUUUUGCAGCGAUUUGGGACCAAAGCCCUACAUCGGAUUGGGUUGCGAGGCACGGCAUGACGUCUACCGAGUAUCAGGGUCAGUUCGAUGCUCUCGUUAGUAAGGGCUUCCGCCUCCGUCUUGUCGACGGAUAUCCUGUCGCCGGAAAUACUCGAUUCGCUGCCAUCUGGGAUAAGUCUGGGGGCUCCGCUUGGGUCGCUAGACACGACUUGACCUCGUCUGAAUACCAAAACGCGUUUAAUACCUUUUUCUCGCAAGGCUACCGACUGAAGCAUGUCAGCGGCUACGCGCAAGGGGAUCAGGCUAGAUACGCAGCACUGUGGGAGAAGUCGGCGACUAAUAUCACAUGGGCUGCACACCACGGCAUGACAUCUUCUGAUUAUCAGAAGCUUUCUGAUAAGUACGUGGCCAUGGGUUAUCGCACUGUCCAUGUAAAUGGGUACGUGGUCAAUAACAUAGAUUUUUAUGCUGCGAUCUGGGACAAAUCACCAAGUGGCCCUUGGGUUUCCAGACAUCGCAUGUCAUCGGCUAACUACCAAAAUGAGUUUGAUGAAUGGACGGGUAAAGGAUACCGGCUGCGACUGACCUGA